CUAAGGGCUGAGCCAUAGGAGAGGAGGCAAAUGGUGCCGAAGUUCUGUGAGGGGAGCUCCUAGAGGGCGUGCAUGCUGGAGUCCCUGGGCGCACGGGGUGGGGGGGCGCGGGGGCGCGCGUCCCGGGGCACAGGCGCGGCGCGGGCCUGUCCUCCACGGCGCCGACACUGCGUGUCUGCUCCGCCCCGAGCUCCGCUGCCGGCUCCCGCCCGCCCGGCCAGCUCAAUGAGGACCAGGCACGUGAACUUGUUGAUAGCGCUCGUCGCCGUUGUGCUCUUCAGUUUCUCCUGCUUCUGCAUCUCCAGGAUGACUCAAACCAGUAAUCAAUUAAUUAAUUGUAGAAACCGUAUUUUGGAGCUUAAGGAAGGUAUACUACGUUUAAAAAACAGAACUGAAAGAAAUCGCCAAGAGCUGAUUAAAGCCUUGAAUAAAAUCAAAUAUGAAAUCACACAAGGAGAAAAUAUAUCAGUAAAUUCGGUUAAGAAGAAAGUGAAUGCAUUGGAUAGGAAUGAAACAGCCCCUAAUGCAUUUGAAGUCCUGAAGUUCUUUUUCCCCCAUCUAAGGAAAGUAGGCAGAAUUUAUCCUGAUGUAAUCACUGGCAAAGAGAAAACAGGUGUUUCUUUUGCACUGGGUAUUUCCACUGUUGACAGAGGAAAUCGUAGUUACCUGAAGCAAACGCUGACCUCUGUUGUCUCCAGGAUGACUCUUUCAGAAGAGAAGGACUCCGUGGUGAUUGUCUCUGUCGCAGACAGUAAUGAAGAUUAUUUAAAAUCUGUGGUUGACAUGAUUACAAAAAAGUUCAAUAGGCAACUGAAGUCUGGAUCCUUAGAAGUCAUUUCAAUACCUGCUUAUUUUUAUCCAAACAUGUUGCAUACCAAGCAAUCAACUGAGGACUCACAACAACUAGAGAGUUGGCAAAUCAAACAAGUAUUGGAUUUUUGUUUUUUGAUGCUGUAUGCCCAGCCUAAAGCCAUGUAUUACUUACAGCUAGAAGAUGGUAUUAUAGCUAAAAAGAUGUACCUUACAAAAAUCACAGAUUUUGUGCAUAAAAUCACUUCAAAGAAUUGGUUUUACAUUGAGUUUUCAAUUCUUGGAUUUAUAGGAAAGCUAUUCAAAUCUGAGGACUUAACUGACUUCAUACGUUUUUUUUUAAUGUUCUACAAAGAUAAACCCAUAGACUUGCUCUUGGGGGACCUUUUCCAGGUAAAGAUGUGUAAACCAGGAGAAACUCUUGAAAAAUGUACAGAACGAAAUAAGCAAAUUCGUAUUCGAUAUAAACCUUCUCUUUUCCAGCAUGUGGGUAUACAGUCAUCAUUCCCUGGAAGAGAACAAUAUUUCAAAGAUAUCUACUACUAGGAAUUUCAUAAUUCUAAUACCUUCUUUAAAUGGUCAGAAGCAUUCUUUGGAAAAAAUGACAUCACAAGGAUUAGAAUAUUUCUCAACUUUCUUCAUAGUGGAUAAGAGAUUUUAUCAUACUUAAAAAAGUUAAACCUUUAAUAAUAAAAUG
Molecule: messenger RNA, 1507 nt
Organism: Vicugna pacos (alpaca)
Lineage: Eukaryota; Metazoa; Chordata; Mammalia; Artiodactyla; Camelidae
Source: RefSeq, a predicted model, not a curated record